GGAUACAACAGAUUUCUGGAGAAAACCCAGACAGAAGCAAAUAGUGAUGUGAUUCUCUGAACAGAGAGCAUUGGAAGUACAGUUCUUGGAGAACGGACGAACAGUACAAGAACGUUCUAACAAAAGCAAGCUUUCUAAUUUGACAGAACCAUUUUGUAUUAGUUUAGAUCUUGUGGGAUGAUGAGGGAAACCAAGUCUUCAUGGUGGCCCCUGUGGCUCUAUGCCUUAGUGGGAUUUAUGCAUUCUGCAGAAACUUUGGAGUUUGGGGGUGCUCCGGGUCAGUGGGCUCGAUAUGCUCGCUGGGAGGCCGGCUCAGUCGGCGAACUGAGCUUUAGUCUGAAGACUAACGUAAGCAAAGCUCUGGUGUUGUAUCUGGAUGAUGGAGGCAACUGCGACUUUUUAGAACUUCUGAUUGCAGGAGGACAUCUGCAAUUACGAUUUGCCAUCCACUGCGCCGAGCCAGCCACCAUCCUUAUGGAGACUCGUGUCAACGACGACCGCUGGCACAUGGUCCUCCUGACCCGUAACUACCGUGAGACCAUUCUCAUGGUGGAUGGAGAGACCAAAGUAGCCGAAGUACGCUCCAAGCGCAGGGAGAUGGCCGUGGUCAGUGAUCUCUUCGUAGGAGGGAUUCCACCGGACGUUCGUCUGUCAGCUUUGACUUCCAGCACAGUUAAAUAUGAGCCACCGUUCAUGGGUCUCAUAUCCAACCUGAAGGUAGGCGAGAUCCCUCCUGCCCUCCUCAACAGCCAAGGAAUUCAGAGUGACCUGGAGUACUUGUGUACCAAGCAAAACCCGUGUCUCAAUGGAGGAUUCUGCGUCGUCCAGUUCGGAGAGGUGCAUUGUGAUUGCUCCCACACACGCUUUAAAGGGAAAUACUGCAAGGAAGAAGAACACUCCGUGGAAGGUCUGGCGCACCUGACGUUAAACAACCAAGGUGAUUCAUCACAAGUGGCAGGUAAAGAGGAAUCAGUGGUCACAUUCAAAGGCAAUGAGUUUUUCUGCUAUGACCUGUCUAUGACGCCCAUCCAGAGCAGCACAGAUGAAAUCACGCUGUCCUUCCGGACACUACAAAGAAACGGACUCAUGCUCCAUACCGGGAAAUCUGCGGACUACGUGAACCUGUCUCUGAAGAGCGGCGCCGUCUGGCUCGUCAUCAACCUCGGCUCCGGAGCGUUCGAGGCGCUGGUUGAACCCGUCAAUGGCAAGUUCAAUGACAACGCCUGGCACGACGUCAAGGUCACACGAAACCUGCGGCAGGUCACCAUAUCAGUGGAUGGCAUUUUGACCACCACUGGUUACACACAGGAGGACUACACCAUGCUGGGCUCAGAUGAUUUCUUCUACAUCGGUGGGAGUCCCAACACGGCUGACCUUCCCGGAUCACCGGUCAGCAACAACUUCAUGGGAUGCCUCAAAGAUGUUGUUUACAAGAACAACGAUUUUAAAUUAGAGCUGUCCAAGCUAGCCAUUGAGCGUGACCCCAAGAUCAGUCUGAACGGAGACCUGGUGUUCCGCUGCGAGGAUGUGGCAGCACUCGACCCUGUCACCUUCGAGACCCCAGAGUCUUAUAUCGCUCUGCCGCGCUGGGACACCAAAAAGACAAGCUCCAUAUCCUUCGACUUUCGAACGACGGAGCCUAGUGGCCUGCUGCUUUUCAGUCACGGGAAACCACAAGGCAGCAAAGAUCAGCGUCACGGACGUGAGUUAAAAACAGAUUACUUUGCCAUGGAACUGCUGGAUGGCUAUUUAUUCCUGCUGAUGGACAUGGGCUCCGGCAGCAUAAAGAUCAAAGCCAGCAACAAGAAGGUCAAUGAUGGGGAAUGGUGUCACGUUGACUUUCAGAGAGAGGGAAGGAAAGGUUCUAUUUCAGUCAACAGUCGCACCAUGCCCUUUAACUCCAAUGAAGGCAGUGAGAUUCUGGAUUUGGACAGUGAUAUGUACCUGGGUGGGCUGCCUGAGUCUCGUCAGGACCUAGUCCUUCCUCCUGAGGUUUGGACGGCGCUGCUCAACUAUGGUUACGUGGGCUGUGUGCGUGAUCUCUUUAUCGACGGGAAGAGCCGUGAUGUUCGACGCCUGGCUGAGAUCCAGAGUGCCCCUGAUGUCAGCAGCUUCUGCACCCGUGAGCUCCAGAAGAGGUGCAGCAGCACUCCGUGUAGUAAUGGAGGCCUUUGCAAGGAAGGCUGGAACCGUUACAUCUGUGACUGCACAGGCACCGGCUACCUGGGCAGCAACUGUGAGAUAGAGGCUACAGUGCUGAGUUAUGACGGCAGCAUGUAUCUGAAGAUCAUCAUGCCCACCACUAUGCACACAGAGGCAGAAGAUCUUGCCCUUCGAUUCAUGUCCCAGCGAGCAUACGGACUCCUGGUGGCCACCACCUCAAAAGAGUCAGCAGAUACACUCCGUCUGGAGCUGGAUGGAGGACGAGUCAAACUCACUGUUAAUCUGGAUUGUAUCAGGAUAGACUGUAACCUCAGUAAAGGUCCUGAAACACUGUAUGCAGGUCAAAAGGUCAAUGAUAAUGAAUGGCAUUCAGUGAAAGUAAUGCGCAGAGGCAAGAACCUGCAGCUUUCUGUGGAUAAUGUCACUGUUGAAGGUCAGAUGACUGGUGCCCACACCCGGCUAGAAUUCCACAACAUUGAGACGGGUAUCAUGACUGAAAGACGUUUUAUCUCUGUUGUCCCAUCCAACUUCGUCGGUCACCUGCAGGGACUGACGGUCAACGGCAUUCCCUACCUCGACCAGUGUAAAAAUGGUGACAUCUCUUACUGUGAGCUGAAUGCUCGCUUUGGUAUGCGCCACAUCAUAGCCGACCCGGUAACAUUUCGAACUAAAGGAAGCCACCUAGCAUUAGCUACGUUACAGGCGUACGCUUCCAUGCACAUGUUCUUCCAGUUCAAGACCACCACUUCUGAUGGUCUGAUCCUCUACAAUAGUGGGGACGGAAGUGAUUUUAUUGUGGUAGAGCUGGUAAAAGGGUUUAUUCACUAUGUGUUUGACCUGGGCAAUGGACCCUCUUUGAUGAAGGGCAACUCAGAAAAGCCUCUAAAUGACAACCAGUGGCACAAUGUGGUGGUUUCCCGUGACUCCAACAACAUGCACACUCUUAAGAUUGACUCCCACACCGUCACACAGCACUCCAAUGGAGCCCGGAACCUCGACCUCAAAGGAGAGCUGUAUAUAGGUGGUGUGGGAAAGACUAUGUAUAACAGUCUGCCCAAGCUGAUAGCAUCCCGGGAUGGCUACCAGGGCUGCCUGGCAUCCGUGGACCUAAACGGGAGGCUGCCAGACCUGAUUGCAGACGCCCUCCAUCGGGUGGGUCAGGUGGACCGAGGAUGCGAUGGACCCAGCACCACCUGUACGGAGGACUCCUGUCAUAAUCAGGGGGUGUGUCUGCAGCAGUGGGAGGGCUUCUCUUGCGACUGCACCAUGACGUCCUAUGGAGGCUCAUACUGCAGCGACCCUGGGACUACCUAUAUUUUUGGCCGUGGAGGAGCCCUCAUCACCUACACGUGGCCUCCCAACGACCGGCCAAGUACACGGGCUGAUCGGCUGGCUGUGGGCUUUAGUACACAACUAAAAGAGGCUGUGCUGCUACGGGUGGAGAGCGCCAAGGGACUGGGAGACUACCUGCAGCUUCAUGUAGAACGAGGAAAGAUCGGCGUAAUUUUCAACGUGGGAACAGAUGACAUAGCAAUCGAGGAAAGUGGGGUGGUGGUCAGUGAUGGCAAAUAUCACGUGGUGCGCUUUACCAGAAGUGGUGGUAAUGCGACACUACAGGUGGACAACCAGCCCGUCAUUGAACGCUUCCCAUCAGGUCGACAGUUAACAAUAUUUAACAGCCAGGCAUUCAUAAAGAUUGGUGGUGGUGAAAAAGGAAGAAAUUUUCAGGGUCAAGUUUCGGGUCUUUACUAUAAUGGCCUGCAGGUACUGAAGCUGGCAGCUGAGGGGGACCCAAACGUUCAGGUGCAGGGCAACCUGCGUCUGGUGGGAGAAGUGCCCUCUGUCCUCACUACGGAUACAACAUCUACCACACCACUUGCAGAUAUGUCAACAACAAUUAUGGAGACCACCACCACUAUGGCCACCACCACCACCCGCAAACAGCGCUCGCCUACUAUGAGAGAUACUGUUACACAGAACACAGAUGAUCUGUUAGUAGCAUCAGCGGAAUGCCCUAGUGAUGAUGAGGAUCUGGAAGAGUGUGAGCCUGGUGGAGGUGAACUAGUGUUGCCCAUAAUAACCGUGGAUUCCCUAGAUCCCCCUUCAGUUGCAACACGCUACCCAGUAAUACCUCCACCCCCUACUUACCACCCUUUCCUCACACUGUUUGAGACCACUAAAGAGUCUCUGUCCCCAUCAAAUGGCCAUGCACCAUGUCCUCUGGACCAGGAGGACUGUGAUGAGACCAUGGAAGUCUCGGCUUACGGCUCGGGAGAGAUGACCGAGUCGGAUGACGAGGACUAUUACAAAAACUCCCCCCUAGUCACUGAUCGUACUGUGCUUCCACCUCCACCCACAGUAGCCGAAAACCCACGUGGAGAUCGCCACGUUUCUCACCACACUCCUAUCUCCGAGUGGCCCCUACUCCCAUCUUUUCCUACUCAAGCCCCACCCCGGCUUAGACAUGGCAUUAAUAGUGGUUCCAAUAUCCCGGCAGGCAAAAUGAACACCCGUGAUCAGUUCCUCUUGCCACCUGUUCAGCCCUCUGGUGAUCCUGAACAUGGCGGGCGACACAGACACAUUCCUGGUAUAACCAACUCUCCCAAUUUCCCCACCACAGAAUCCUCCAAUCCAAACAGAGGACCACCAGGAGCAGUCGAGGUGAUCCGUGAGUCCAGCAGCACCACAGGAAUGGUGGUAGGCAUCGUUGCAGCGGCCGCCCUGUGCAUCCUCAUCCUCCUGUAUGCUAUGUAUAAAUAUCGCAACCGUGAUGAAGGAUCGUACCAGGUGGACCAGAGUCGUAACUACAUAAGCAAUUCAGCCACUCAAAGCAAUGGCACACUGGUGAAGGAAAAACAGUGUGGAACUACCAAAACGGGCACCAAGAGCAAGAAGAACAAAGAUAAAGAAUACUAUGUCUGAGAUCAAGCCUGGUGGGACAAAGGCUGGAGGAGAGAGAGAAAGAUACAGAUGAAACAGGGAAAGCGUAAUACUGCUAUUUGUUGUCACUCACAUAUCUCAUCCACACAUCACUGUUUGUCGUCCUUGUUCCCAGAAGAUGAAAUAAAAACAAGAAAAAGAGGACCAGGAGUAUCCAAAUCUGCUAUUUCCUCUCCCACUUCAAUCCCAUUCCUGGGCCAUAUCUGUGCUCUUGUGUAACUGCUAAGUGGAUUUCCACUUCACACCAGUGUUAUUAUAGAUACAAUUUUAACAAUUUUCAUUCAGUUUAAUUUCAAUUUAUUUCUUUUAGUUUAAAAGGUUUUUUUGGGGGUUUUUUUUUAAUAAAACCUCAUUCUUUUUGUG
This is a messenger RNA of Trichomycterus rosablanca, 5466 nucleotides long. RefSeq names its product neurexin 2b (gene nrxn2b). Bases 178 to 5085 code for a protein of 1635 amino acids. The transcript has 20 exons. The record is from RefSeq and is a predicted model, not a curated record. Lineage: Eukaryota; Metazoa; Chordata; Actinopteri; Siluriformes; Trichomycteridae.